Messenger RNA from Menidia menidia (Atlantic silverside), 1863 nucleotides. Lineage: Eukaryota; Metazoa; Chordata; Actinopteri; Atheriniformes; Atherinopsidae. The record is from the annotation of a GenBank genome assembly.
AUGCCUUCUGAACCCAGUCUCAGCUGCAAGGACAUGCUGACAGGACAGAGACUCUGUCACUCAAAGUCCCACCAGGAUUCGGUUCUCUCUGCCCUCAACCAGCAGAGGAAGGAUGGCCUGCUGUGUGACGUCACCCUGGUUGCUGGCGAGCAGAAGUUCCACGCCCACAAAGCCGUCCUGGCAGCAUGCAGCGACUACUUCAGGGCCAUGUUCAGCCUGUGCAUGGUGGAGAGCGAGGCGGACGAAGUGACCCUACAAGGAGUGACCAGUGUUGGACUCAAGCACGCCUUAGAUUUCGCCUACACUGGGCAGAUUCUAUUAGAGCCUGUAGUCAUUCAGGACGUCCUGUCUGCUGGCAGCCACCUGCAGCUGCUGGAGCUCCUCAACCUCUGUUCACACUACCUCAUCCAGGAGCUGAACAGCGUGAACUACUUGGAGCUGUACCGUGUGGCCGACCUGUUCCACCUGCCCGCCCUGGAGGAGGCUGUGGUUACUUUCCUGGUGGAACAUCUGUCUGAGCUGAGCCAGAGCCGGUCGGACGAGGCCCUGCAGCUGCCCUACCGCCUCCUCAGGGAGGUACUCAAGAGCGACCGCCUCACGUCUCUAAGCGAGGAGGAGAUAUGGAAGUUUGUUGUUCUGUGGCUGGAACACGACUGUCGCUACCAGUACACAGAGGACCUCCUGCAGCAUGUCCGCUAUGGCCUGAUGGACGUGCCGACCCUGCACCACCUCGCCCAGAGCCACCCCGUGGUCCAGUCAAGCCCUACCGCUGCCGCCCUGGUGGACGAAGCCCUGGACUACCACCACUCCGCCUUCGCUCAGCCCCUCCGGCAGUCGGCCCGAACCCGGCCCCGCUUCCAGUCCCUCACCCUGUACAUAGUCGGGGGGCGGAAGCGAGAGGUGAGCAGGGUCAGGGAGCUGCGCUACUUCAACCCGUCCGCGCAGGAGCACGUGCGCGUGGCCGGAGGAUCCAACUGGAGCGAGCUGGCGCCCAUGCCCACCGGGCGCAGCCACCACUGCGUGGCCGUGAUGGGGAACUUCCUGUUUGUCGUCGGGGGGGAGAUGGAGCACGCCACCGGGAGGACUUGCGCGGUGAGGACCGCCUGUAGAUACGACCCCAGAGGAAACCGGUGGACCGAGAUGGCCCCCAUGAAGGCCUGCAGGGAACACUUUGUGCUGGGCGCUUUGGGGCAGUACCUGUACGCAGUGGGUGGCAGGAACGAGCUGAGGCAGGUGCUGCCCUCCGUGGAGCGCUACUGUCCCAAGAGGAACAAAUGGAUGUUCGUCCAGCCCUUCGACCGCUCCCUGUCCUGCCACGCCGGCUGCGUGGCCGACGGUCUGCUCUGGGUUUCAGGUGGAGUAACAAACACUGCUCAGUACCAAAACCGGCUGAUGGUGUACGACCCAGAACAGGACGAGUGGCUGGCCCGCAGUCCCAUGCUGCAGAGGCGUGUGUACCACGUGAUGGCGGCGGUGAGGAGGCAGCUCUACGUGCUGGGCGGCAACGACCUGGACUACAACAACGACCGCAUCCUGGUGCGCCACAUCGACUCCUACAACAUGGACCAGGACCAGUGGACCCGCUGCUCCUUCAGCCUCCUCACAGGUCAAAACGAGUCUGGUGUAGCCGUGCAUGAGGACAGGAUCUACGUGGUUGGGGGAUACUCCAUUUGGACCAAUGAACCACUGGCAUGCAUACAGGUGCUGGAUCUCAGUACAGAAGGGAAGGAGGAGGUUUUCUACGGGCCAACGCUGCCGUUCGCCUCCAACGGGAUAGCCACAUGUUUCCUGCCCGCUCCUUACUUCACCUGCCCAAACCUACAGACUCUACAAGUACCCCAUCACAGAAUAGGUGCCGUCUAA